ACCCAACCCAUCGCUAUGGCUCACAUCGCCAAGUCCUUCUACGACCUCAGCGCUACCAGCCUGAGUGGGGAGAAGGUGGAUUUUAAUACGUUCCGGGGCCGGGCGGUACUGAUUGAGAAUGUGGCCUCGCUUUGAGGGACCACCACCCGGGAUUACACUCAACUCAAUGAGCUGCAACGCCUCUUCCCGCGGCGCCUUGUGAUCCUCGGGUUCCCCUGCAAUCAGUUCGGGCAUCAGGAGAACUGUCAGAAUGACGAGAUCCUGAACAGCCUCAAGUACGUCCGCCCCGGGAAUGGCUUCGAACCCCAUUUUGUUCUCACCCAGAAGUGCGAGGUGAACGGGCAGAACGAGCACCCCGUCUUUUCGUACCUGAAGGCGAAACUCCCUUACCCCGAAGACGACCCUUCGGCCCUAAUGACCGACCCCAAGCUGAUCAUCUGGAGUCCGGUGCGCCGCUCGGACGUAGCGUGGAACUUCGAGAAGUUCCUGGUGGGGCCCGAGGGGGAACCUUUCCGCCGCUACAGCCGCACCUUCCCCACCAUCAACAUCGAACCCGACAUCAAGCGCCUGCUCAAAGUUGCCAUAUAGACGGGAGCCCCUCAGUGCCCAGACAACUCCUCCAUCCCCUGCCAACCCGGUUCCAGAACUCCCUUCAGCAGCCGUCGGUGUCCCCCCGGAGGUUCCUGGGGGACACCCCUGAAACACGAUCCUGCUCACGGAAGGGUCUUGCCUUCUCCGUCCUCCCCCAAAUGUCCCGCACCCACCCGGUUAGGGAUACGAUGUAAAAGCCUUAAGCUCCAACAGCCUCCAGACCUUCACAGAAUG
This is a messenger RNA of Tachyglossus aculeatus (Australian echidna), 825 nucleotides long. RefSeq names its product glutathione peroxidase 2 (gene GPX2). Gene Ontology annotation, biological process: response to oxidative stress. The transcript has 2 exons. The record is from RefSeq and is a predicted model, not a curated record. NCBI's taxonomy places the organism in Eukaryota, Metazoa, Chordata, Mammalia, Monotremata, Tachyglossidae. Gene Ontology annotation, molecular function: glutathione peroxidase activity.